Messenger RNA from Porites lobata, 12614 nucleotides. NCBI's taxonomy places the organism in Eukaryota, Metazoa, Cnidaria, Anthozoa, Scleractinia, Poritidae. The record is from the annotation of a GenBank genome assembly.
AUGCCAAACAUUGAAUUCCUCAAGGGAAUUCUUACGGCUUUGGAGCAGGAUUCCUAUUUUGAUGUGAACAAACGGAAUUUGAUCGUGUUUGAUGAUCAGAUGAUUGACGCCAGUAAAGACAAGCGAAUUGUGAACCUCUUUACUCGUGGUUCUCAUCAUCGCAAUCUGAGCGUGAUUUAUAUCGUGCAGAAUCUAUUUCAUCAAGGGAAAGGUAGCCGCAGCAUAAGCCUAAACAGCCAUUAUCUGGUGUUAUUCAAGAAUCCACGAGACAAAUUGCAAAUCCUGACUCUGGCGAAGCAAAUGUAUCCCGGGCAGACUGAUUUCUUUUUAAAUCAGUACGAAGAGGCUGUAAAAAGACCUUUUGGUUAUCUUCUGAUUGAUCUGAAAACUACUACCCAAGAUAAUUGUCGACUGCGAACAAACGUCCUGCCCAGUGAAGAAGGUUUUAACCAAGCAGGGUUUCAAGAAAAUAUUCAAGAGCUUGUAAAAUAUCUAAAGCAGCAAAAUCUUUCGCCUGUCCCACUUCUUCCAGCUAUGCAAGAAAUACAGGGCAACAUGGAUGACUUGCUUUCUCGAAACGAUCUUCGGGACGAUGAAAAAGCUAAGAGAUACUUUCAGUUGCAAAACAGAUACCUGGCUUUUAAAGAACAAUUAAAUACAAGAACACGACCGGAAAAAAGCACUGUUCCAGACUUAACAUCAAGCACACAAGAUUCUUCGACAGCAACCGUAGCAUUUUCCACUCCCAUUAACCCCUUCAACGUAACACCUAAAUUAACACAAGCGGCUAUCUAACAAAAACCUGAAAACGAAAGCUCCAUGUACUGUCGCACUUUGUAAUAAUCGUCGCACUUUGUAAUACCUGUCGCACUUUGUAAUAAAAUUGUCACACUUUGUAAUACCUUUCGCACUUUGUAAUAACACUUGUCGCACUUUGUAAUAAAAAAGCUGUCGCACUUUGUAAUAACAGACCAUCGUACUUUGUAAUAAAAAAAGCUGUCGCACUUUGUAAUAACACUUGUCGCACUUUGUAAUAAACUUGAAAUAGAUGGUCCGAGGACAAGUAAACUCAGUAAUUAGUGUCAUCAUCGACAACAACGACAACGACAAUAAUAAUGAUAAUAAUAAAGUAAAAACUUGCAAGAGGAGACAGGCCGCACAUCUUCACCGGUCUGAAACCUUUGAAAACCUUUCACAUAUUGCUCCAUUGCGGAGAACUCUUUCAGGGAUCUUACAGUUUAAAAUUUGAACCAUGAUAUAGCUUAUAUAUAGCUGACCAAGAUACGGCUCAGUUCAGUUUAUGUUCAGCAAGGGAAAAUUGUGUAAGUUGAGCAGAACCUUUAAAAUGUACAACAGACAAUUUGUUCAGUUCGCGGGUAUUCCUGUUGAAUUUGUGGCCCGUUUAUGAGAUUUGUCUACUUAAAAUAAUAUAAUAAUUUUUCCAUAGCUGCUGUAAUCUUAGGGUAUCUGCUUUUAAUAUCUCCGUAAAGUUUAGGUUUACGCGAUCUCAGAGAACAAUGUUCAGCUGUACACAGCACGUAGCCUUUAAAUAUAUCCAGAUCUAACACUGGUUUUGUGCAUUUAUCGCAAUGAUGCCGUUUCAUGUAGGUUCCAGCGUAUUCGAAAUUUCCACAACAUUCAUUAGUAGUGGUCAUCGUGGCACAAUGACGUGAUAUGCAAUGUUUUAAAGAACAUUUUAGUGCGAAAAUAAUAGUGACAAUAAUGAUGAUGAUGACACUGAUUGUGGCACCGGGUUGUGCUCUGAGUUUGUGAUUUUCAUUUGGUUUUAUGAAAUACAGUCACUGGACGAAAAAACGGAUUUACUAAUGUUUGCGAAAGGUGCAAAUAUGUGGUAAAUUUGGAGCUCCAAAUUUGCAUUACAUUUGCGCUGUCGGCUAAAGUGUGGGCAAAUACAUAUAUUUGCUAGAUAGGUAUUGAUACGCAAAAGUGAAGUAAAUGUAAUGGUUUGAUACAAAUUUGAUACAUAUUUGCAGCAUGGGCAAAUCUUCAACAUUUCUACCAGUUUACUCAAAUUUACAUCCUUGGCAAAAAUGACAGUUUUCACUUUACUUCAAAUGCAGGCAAAAAUAUUGCAAAACCCCUAAUUUGCAGUGGUAUUUGCUCUUGUUUUUCCAGGAUACCAAAAGAACACUUUUGCAUGUGGUUUACUCGUAUUUGCCUUAAGAGCAAAAAUAAUAAAUUUCUAGACAUUUGGCUGUAUCAUAAAUUUGCACAUUUGCAUCAUAAUUAUCCAUAUUUGCAAGGGGAGCAAAUAUAGUGAGCUGCAUAACAUUUGCUGACAGUCAAAGAUGAUGUGCAUGUGACAUUUCCUAUAUGUUUGAUCCGUUUUGUGACUAAAGUAAAUUUCAAUCUCAACUGUAACAUUACAUUGUUACAAUAAAAUUUUGUACACGCUGUGAGACUCGCCCAGAGAUCCAACCCCUUACAUGCAUCUUUCCUGUUAACUGUUUUAUGUGCACUGUCAUUUUAAUAUAAAGGAAUCAGAAACCAGUUAAGUUUUUUUGACAAUUUUACAUUCACAAAUUUCUUCUGUUAGUCUUUUACAGAACGAAAUGACAGAUAGUCUACCCUGUCAUAUACUUUAACUCAGGAAAUCCCUAUCCUUUCAUACCUGAAGCAUGAAAAAGGUGUCCCUUUCUGACAGCGCCCCUGGCAUAAACCUUUCCCGGCUACUAAUUUAAAGCAAAUACACUAAUUCAAAUCCACUCGUUAUUAAGGUCCAGUAGUCAGAUCAUUGAUGCACUGUAUUUCCUACAGUCAGGGCCAUAGCCAGUAUGAGGCAAACCGAGGCACUUGCCUCUGUCAUUUAAGGUUUGAUCCUGGCAGUGUUUGGUUUCAACGUAGCCAUCAUAAAGACCCUGAAUAGCUAGGCGGGGAAUUCAACCAUGGAUAUUGCCUCAGUCCUUAUUUUUUUCUGUCUACGGCCCUUGAACUUGGGAUACAAGGAGGAUCUACAGGAGCUACCGGUCGAAUUGUCAAAUCCUACCUGACAAAGCCCCACCCCCCCCCAUAAACAAUGAACAGACCUUUAUUGGGUUACAGGGUCACAGGAGCUCUGAGUUAGCCUUAGAUCAUGAAAAGUCUAGAGCUAUAAAGAAAAAACUAAGGUGGUGAAACAAAUUAACAUGCAGCCUUUAAACUUCUGGACUGGACUGGGUUGGUCAAAGAUGGGUUAAGAUAACACAAGGUUAGGUCCAGUGGUCAGAUCAUUUACUGUAUUUUUUGUACAUCAUACUAAAAAAUCAAAUUUGGUCCGAAAUAAAAAGUUUUGUGGAUUUCAAACUCAGUGUUGUGAUUAUUCACUUGUACAUAAUUUCCUCAUGGCCAUUUAACCAACAAACUUAAUUCAAUUUAAAACCAACAAUUUUAGUUUAACCAGUAUUUGUUGUAGUUUUGACUGCCCACCUAGAGAUGACCACAUCUCGAUGGCCGGCUUCCUAAAAAUGACCACAUUUUGAAAACCCAACAGCCAAUACUACAACAAAAUAUGGUGAAACUGCUCACAAUUUUAUUUGAACAUUGUCUCAGCUAACAAAUUUAUGAAAGGCUAAUUUUUCUUACUUUGUUGUUUGCAACCCUGAGUUUGAGUUUCAUUGAUUUUAAUGUUGAUUUUGAGUUUUACUGUUCAUUAAGUACUACCUAUUCAAUCCAAAAAAGUCAUAGCAUUUUUGCUGGCUAGAAUUCACCUGAAGCCUGGUAAUUUGCUUGGGAUACAAGGAGGAUCUACAGGAGCUACCGGUCGAAUGGUCAAAUCCUACCUGAAAGGCCCCCCCCACCUUCCCCCCUGCACAAUAAACAAUGCACAGAUCUUUAUUGGAUUACAGGAGCUCUGAUUUGGCAUUGGAUCAUGAAAAGUCUAGAGCUAUAAAGAAAAAACUAAGGUAGUGAAACAAAUUAACAUGCAGCAUUUAUCCUUCUGGACUGGGUUUGCUCAAAGAUGGGUUAAGAUAACACAAGGUUAGGUCCAGUAGUCAGAUCAUUUACUGUAUUUUUUGUACAUCAUACUUGUGGAUUUCAAACUCAGUGUUGUGAUUAUUCACUUGUACAUAAUUUCCUCAUGGCCAUUUAACCAACAAACUUAAUUCAAUUUAAAACCAACAAUUUUAGUUUAACCGGUAUUUGUUGUAGUUUUGACUGCCCACCUAGAGAUGACCACAUCUCGAUGGCGGCUUCUAAAAAUGACCACAUUUUGAAAACCCAACAGCCAAUACUACAACAAAAUAUGGUGAAACUGCUCACAAUUUUAUUUGAACAUUAACUCAGCUGACAAAUUUAUGAAAGGCUAAUUUUUCUUACUUUGUUGUUUGCAACCCUGAGUUUGAGUCUCACUGUUCAUUAAGUACUACCUAUUCAAUCCAAAAAAAGGCAUAGCAUUUUUGCUGGCUAAAAUUCACCUGAAUCCUGGUUAUUUGAUCUUAAGAUACAAGGAGCGGGGUUGUGGCUUCCCCAAAAAAUUCUGAUGAAGAGAGGGUCUUCAUAUACAGGAGCUACCGGUCAAAUCCCACCCAACAAAGCCCCCCCCUCCUUAAAAAAUGAACAUACCCCUACUGGGUUACAGGAGCUCUGAGUUGGCCUUGGAUCAUGAAAAGUUAUAAGCUAUAAAGAAAAAACUAAGGUGGUGGAACAAAUUAACAUGCAGCAUUUAUCCUUCCAGGCUGGGUUGUUUAAAGCUGGGUUAAGAUAACCCAAGGUUAGUACGAAAUAUGAAUUCAGAUAUGAAAGUUUUAAAAACAAAUUCAUUUGAAUUCCUUUUGUCUACAAUUUGGUGAUUUGAUACUUAAAAAAAAGGGAAAAUUAUCUGACAAAAUGCUUUUGAUUAAAAGGAAAAAGAAACGCAGGUUAAAAUCUAACACUGGGUUAGUGCUAAUCGGUCUUUGGAACAACUGGGCCCCAGUCUUUUUUUGGGUCCAAUUCUAAAUCACAUAACCACUUCGAAGUGAGUCAAUGGUACAUAACCUGGGCAUGUGUUACAUUCCCCUUCUGUCAUUUGAUAAUAGUAAAGCCUAGGGUCGCACAAUGGGCAGGGAUCUCCAAUUACUAAAACUAAAAAUUCAAAAUGACACAGUAACUGUUGUAUACAGUUACAGAGGGCCCACACUACCUCCCCUUUACAUUAAGUAAAUACACUACAACAAAUCUACUGGACAAAGGUCCAGUAGUCAGAUCAUUUACUGUAUUUUUUCUACAUCAUAAUAUUAUUAUUAAAAAGCUAACAAUAACAAGGCCACCCACAGUACCUUAAAUUUGGUAAAAAAAAAAAAAAAAAAAAAAAAAAAGGUUAUGUGCAUUUCAAAGUCAGGGUUGAGAUUAUUCACUUGUACACAAUUUCCUCAUGGCCAUUUAUUCAAGAAACUUCACAUCAAAACUGACAAUUUUGUUCUUACCGCUAUUUGUUCUAGUUUUCACUGACUAUACCUAGAGAUGACCACAUCUUGAUGGUAAGCCUCCUAAAAAUGACCACAUUUUGAAAGCCCAACAGCCAAUACUACAACGAAUGGUGAAAUUGCUUUGUAUUUUAUAUCAUUUGUGAAUAGAAACUCAGCACAGACAUGAAUGAAUAAUUUCUUUGCUGCUCUUUACAACCCUGAUUUUGAGUUCAAUAUGAUUUGUCUUUUUAAACUGCUCAAACAGACUGGCGAGAUUUAUAUCAGCCUUCACUCAACAACAAUAACAUCAGGUGCAUUUCUUCACUUAAACCUAAACUUCUUAGACCAACGGGGUUUACACCAUCAAUAUUAUGAGCCAAAUUUUAAUAGAUUUAUUUAGAAAAGGAAUUCACACAGUAAGAUGACUUUUUGAUUUUCCUUUUUAAAUAGGAAUAUGAUAUUUUAUAAUUGCUGGACAAAAAAAAGGUUCCAGCUAAAAAUUUGUUUUGAGCAGUGACAGUAAAUCUCAACUUUGGAUCUGUCUGAAGGCAUUUUCUUUGCCCUUCCACAAAAUCACUUUCUACUUUCACUUUGCCAGAAACUUUUGCCAUGACUUAGUAACGCCAAGUGAAAACAUAAUAUCUGAGGCAUAUUUCUUAAGCUAUAUGUCAGUGCUAGUGAGCAGUCAUGGACUGCUGUUUUGAAGGGGCAUCCGAUAGCAAGAUAGCCUUUCCAAAAUCAAUGAGCAUUGGGUGGUACAUAUUGUUUACCUCUGUAAGAAUAAUGUUGUCACUCUUUAUAUCUCUGUGGGGAAACCUGUAUGAGUGCAAAUGUUCUAUAGCUUCACACAAUUUCAGUACAUUAUGUUUCCGCAGAACACUGUGAAAGGGACAUGGAUUUCCUUAGCAGGGCACCGCACAAAAGAACAAGAAAAAUAAUAUUCUAAAGAUGGUAAAAAUAUAACCCAAGGAAGUACACGUGAGGUUUCUGUUUUUGUGACAUUUACCCCAAACAGAUGGGGUAUUGAUGGAUGGGAGCAUUCAGUAUAUAAGCUUCAAUUCUGUCAUCUUGUGAAGAGGAAAAAAAUGAUUACUGUAAAUAAAUUGAGACCCACUGGAAUACCCCUGUAGCAUUUCUUCAUGCACAGACCACAAACAGCUUCCCCAUGCUGAACCUGUAUUUCAUUGACCUCUUUAUCUUUUGGAGAGUUCAGGUGAUGCAACUCAAUUUCAAGAACAUUGGAAAUAACUCCUGUACCACUCAAGGAAGAAUCUGAAACAAAUACACAAAAAAAGUCACUAAACCCACUAAAAAUAACUGUUAACUCUACCUUUAUUGAUAAUAUUGUGAAAUUAAAUGAAUUAUGUUACUUGUGUUGCCAUUAUCUUUAUGAACAUUAUAAAUACACAUGUGGCACAUUUUAGCAUUUUUGACCUUUUGACUCAGCUUACAUGUAUCAUUAUAAACUAUUAUAAACAAAACAACCUUGUAUAUGAAAACAUGACAAAACAAAACAGAAAAAAAAUGACAGUAACGCAUAUAAAAUAAAGGCUCCAUCCUACCCUGUCAAAAUCAAUGGUACAUGUACAGGUAUUACGCUCAAUAUGUCAAUAUAGCGCCAGAGGUAGUAUAAAUUACUCAAGCAAUUAAUCUUGAGCUACUUCUGCCAAAUACCAAUAAAUUAGCAUUUUAACAUUGCAUAACUACAUAUUUUGCUGACUUAACACCACUUAAAUUUUUCAACAAUGCUUUUUUCAGCUGGAUCACUACCAUACGCACGCGACACGCGUGCUCAUACAUGCUACAAAUGUAAAUAUGGAUGCAAAUGUAGUUUAUUCCCGGUUAUAACAUAGAUGUGGCAGUAGAAGCACGAUAUACAAAGCAAAAUACAUCGACUUUACCUUUUAAAUUUCGAAUAUCCUUGAGAAGAAAUCCAGCAACAUAAGCAAUCUCUUCUCCCGCCAAAUCGCCAAAAGACCGCGCGCCCGAUUUCCCAAGCAUUUGCGCCUCAGUGGUGCUGGUCAGCGGCAGUCUGCAUAACCGUUCGAGAACGAGGGACAACAAUUGAAAUUCGUCGACCGUUAACACGUUCCACUGCCAUCGAUUUGCCAUCAGCUUUUACUUCGUACGUUUAACGCCAUAUUUAUCAAGAGGUUUCGAAUUUUUCUUCUUUGUGGGGUUGACUGUCGAGUAUGGAGGAAUCGGCCAGUCUUAUUUGUUCGAAUUUAUCGAACGAAUGUGUCCUCGAAGAACUUAUAAAAAUAAUCGCUCGAACUCGAGGGAACUGCAUACUUAUAGAUCCUUCGACGAAAAUCCACCAUGAAAGGCAUCUAGAUAGCUCCAUCGGCGACGAUCAAGUAGUAACGAGUGGAUCCAAGAAAAGCAGCCGUUAGUACUUAGUAAAUAGACUUCGGUGAAUCGAUGCUGUUUUAAUUAGCAGACAUUGUAAAACUAAGAGGCAGGAGAAAUGUUGAGGACAAACAAAUGCUGAGGGAGCAACUAAUCGGGAGUAAAAGAAAUGCUCAGUAAGUAUAAGAAAGUUCGUUGUUACUGUUAAGCCAUUAAUGAUGCUAUUUGAUAAUACCUACAUUUGCAUUCCAAUAUUCAGUAAUCAACAAGGACCACCCCUACUUCUGAAACUUUAUUUGUCCUGUUGUUGUAAAAAAUACUGUAAUCUUUUGUUUGGUUGUUCUCUUCAGAUAAAUGGUCUUAGAAAAUUUAAUAAGAACUGAAGCAAGUGUUAAUUCCCCUCUAUGAGGCCAAAAUUAACCUUAUCCUCUAGUGCCUACUUUCUCCAAAGGCUUUUCCAAAAUUUAAAAGGGGAGUAAAGGCAGUGACUGCCAUGGUGCUGAAAACAUAGUGUAGCUAGAAUUUAGAUCAUGGUACCCUGCUUUCACUGAUUGUUUUUUAUGAUCACCCCAUGUAAGGGAUUCUGGAAUCCGGGAAAUUUUUGCUUAUGGAAUCCAGAAUUCGGGCAAUUUUUGUCGCGGAAUCCUAAAUUCUGAGCUUUGAAACCUGAAAUACAAGUCAAGCGAUUGGAAUCCAGAAACCAAGUAAUCCACUGAAAAAGGUUCGGAAUCCGCAGCGUGGAAUCCAGAAUCUAAAACUGUCUUGGAUUCCCUCAUAUGAGGCAAUUAUAGUAUAAUUAAACUUUUGUUCCCAAGAUACACUGUAAGUGAUGGCAAUAUUGCAGAAGAAGCAGGUUCAUGAAGUUUUAAGUAAUAUGUCAAUAAUGUUGUUAUGGUAGUGAUGUAGUGGGACACUCACUAUAAAAUUAAUACAAUGAUUUACGUGGAGUCAAUUGUCUUGUUACAAAAGGGUUUCUCGCAUUCAUUUUUUCGUUUUGUUUUUGCUCAAAGAAGGUCUUAGUUUUAACAGGUACAGUGUAAUCAGGAUUAUGAUGACCGCUUGGGGUUAGAUUUGAGACAUGAAAGUUACGAGCCAGCAAUUUGUUUAAACUAGUUAAUUUUGAUAUCAGUUAACUCAGGAAAUAAGUAAGUUUAGUCACCUAGUGUGACUGCAGUCAGUAAUAAUACAUGUAAUAUCUAAUAGCAACCUUUUUUGCUAUAAAAGGCUAGAAUAUUUAGACAGAAAAGGACAAUAGUAUUUUUCAUGACAGGCAUCUACAGCUUUAGUUUCAAUAUUAAUGGUCUCAAUUAUGUAUAAUUUCUGUUUGUUGCAGAAAAAGCUGAAGAGACAACCCUUUUCCAGUCAACCUCUAUUUCGAAGAAGGAUUGUUGUAAGUUCAAAGCUUGUAUAAUUGUGGAGUACAUGUCUUCAGAGCAAGGCAAUACAGACCAAGGAGAUGACAAAUCCGAGAAAAGUGCUUUGCAGGAGGCCUCUAGCAUGGAGGAGUCAACAACUUAGCCUGUAAAAACCUCUUUGCCAUAGCUGAACAGUAAAGCAAAAUUAAAACAGUCACAUGUAAGCUUGUCAUUACUCAAUGACAAUAGAAAGGACGAAUGGCUUCUCCUCAGAGCAGGAGGCACCAGAGAUAAUGCUCCUGAAUUUGCUUUGUGAUAAGGAAAUAUAAGUUAAUCCAAGGCUCUUAAAGAAAUUCCAGAUUAUUUAUGACUGGUCAUACUUACAGGUACAUGUACAUGUAGUUCUGCAAAUACAGUAAUCCUUUAAUCACUCUCUGUUUAUGACACUGUUGUGUAGAAAAAGAUAAAUCUGUGUAAACAGUACAAAUCCUGAUGGUGUUGAUUUGUCCUGAGAAUUCUGGUGGCAGGUAGAUCAAAUUGGUUGAUGUGAUAAAUUUUUCAUUAGAAUCCUUUGGCUAUUGUUUGCAAGUAAUGUACCAGUCAGCAGGUUAAAAAGGCCAAUUAAUGUACAAAUGUUUCUUUUUAAAUCUGUUUGCUUAACUGCAGGCAUUUGAGUUCUGCUGGCAACACUUCACAGUACAUUUGUACCGAUUACAGCAAUUACAACUGACCUGCUUGAACAAAAAAAAAACAAAACAAAUUUAGGUACACCCUGCUUUUUUGUCAUGAUUUGUUACGGAAUUUUGCAAAGGAUUGCAACAUGACUCAAGAAAAAGAGUAAUGAGAGACAGCAGUGUAGUUAUUUUGCAGGCUAGCCAGAUCAACCUUUUGUACUACAUGUACAUGUAUACUGAGUUUAAAAUAAUUAUUAGCUUCUUUCAUUGGGAGCAACUACAGUGACAAUGGUAAUGUUGACAUGCUGUGGAAUACUUAUAGCUGGUCAUUACUUUCAUGACCCUCAAUUUUCUUAGAACGGGGCAAGUACUAGAAGCUCCGGCUGGUACUUCCUCUAAGAGCAUAUCCAAUACUAUACAGGAACCAUUAGCAACGAAAAUGAAGUUAAAGAAGUCUGAUCUGAAUUUGAAUAGCUGUAUGUACCUAAACUAUUUCUUAGUUUGCUAAAUGCUAUAACCCAGUUGUUAUACCAGCAAAAAAUUGUACAUUGGUAGCAAGAAUUAGGCCUUUCAUUCUAAUAGAGCCUAAAAAAAAAAUGCCACCAGAAUCAAAUUUUGUUUCAUCUGUAAAUAGCAAUAAAUACAAAAAUACUAAUUAUUUAUUAAAAUGGGUGUCUUGAGGGUUCCAUUUAGUUGAAACAGGAUUUGGUCCUUAGAUACAAAAGUUUAAGUAAGAAAUAGUCUUGUCAUAAGUAAAUAUUGGUCCAAGGCUGAAAGGAUUUUUAACCUGUUUCUGAGUUGCAAAAACCUAAAGAACUGAAACAGGUUUGAGGCAACUCUGAAACACCUACAGCUGUAUGUAGAAUAUCUUGCACAUUUAGAUGAAGAACACUUUUCUUAUAAUAUUAAUAGUUAGUAAUGAUCUGAUAGAGCAUAGAGUGGAGACAAGUAAACAUCAACGAACAGUAAAAUUGGGAAUUAAUAUGAAGAGCUGUAUGUACAGCUUUUUAUACUGUAGUUUGUAAUGUCUGUAAUAAUGUGUAAGCCACUUUAGUUUAUGGAAUAAAUCAUUUAAACAUUAAUGGGAGGUCACUGCUAGAAUUUCUUUCAGUAACUUUAAUGUUUGAUUAAUUAUGGCCACUUGUUAAGAACCUGAAGUGAGCCAUAUUAUAACUAAAAAUAUUUUUAAAAUUUUAUCGCAUUUGCUACAACCCAAGCAAACUCGUUUAAACCUUGGAAUUUACAUUUGCUACUGGAGAAAACGUGCUCAAUUUUAUGGGUUUGAUGACAUUUGCUAACCAAAUUAAAGUCAGAAUUUGAUUACAUUUGCUACCUGAGCGAAAAAUUGUACAAUACUAACAGUUUGAUCAGAUUUGCUGCCCAAGCAACUUUGUUCAAAACUUGACUUUUGACCACAUUUGCCGCUACAAGCAAAAUUUUGUGUUUGAUCAAAUUUGCACACCCUAGAAAAUUUGUUCAAAGUUUAGGUUUGCUAACAUUUGCUUCGUGAGCAAACAUGUUUAAUACAAAGAGUUUGGUUACAUUCGCCAUGCAAAGCAAUCUGGUUCAAUUAUGAAAAUUUGAUCACCCAUGAUAACCCAAGCAAACAUUGUUCAAAUUAGAUACUUCGCUCACAUUUGCAAAGCUGCGUAAACGUUCUGAAAAUAACAGGUUUACAUGCUUUUUACAUCUAAAGCAAAAAAGCUGUGCAAAACAGCAGAUUUGCGCUAUCAUUUGCGUAAUGUGCAAAUAUAGUUCAAAGAAACAUAUUUGCCUACACAUUUGAACCAUCUGCAAAUGACCCUCAAAUCCAUGGCUGCCCAUUAUCUUUGCACCAAGAUGUAAAUGUUGUGCAAAUGUGGCAUUUACCGUCAUUGCUACGGAUAGCAAAUCUAGUGCAAUAUCAGUCUUUGCUCUUGCGCAAAAUUGUGCAAAUGUGGUAUUUGCUACACAUUUGCUGUAAUUUGGCUACCCUAGUAAAUCCAUUUUUUCGUCCAGUGAGUAUAGCUUAUUCAUGGUAAUAAAUACAAAUCAAGUAAUAUCUCUGUAUAUGUCUCAAGUAAUACCUCGCAGGUAACGAAAUCAUAGGUUUUCUAGUUGCCUGUGCUAGUAGUAAAACUUUAAAAAUAUUUUGCUUAUACGAUCACGUUUCGCCUGAAGGACACCUUUUAAUUACUUUUAUACUAACAAUCAAUUAAAUGAAAUUCCAAUACAAACUCCCAUUUUAAACGACUCUCCCUGUCAUAGGCGUAGACACUUUCUCUCUAUCGAGGUCGUCCGCAUAUAAAGAAUUGUACUUCCCUAGAAAGAUCUUGAAGCCAGAAGUUGAACACUUAUUAUUAUUAUUGUCGUUGUUGUUGUUGUCGAUGAUGACACUUAUUACUGGGUUUACUUUUCCUCCGACCAUCUAUUUCAAGUUUAUUACAAAGUGCGACAAGUGUUAUUACAAAGUGCGACAGCUUUUUUUAUUACAAAGUACGAUGGUCUGUUAUUACAAAGUGCGACAGCUUUUUUAUUACAAAGUGCGACAAGUGUUAUUACAAAGUGCGACAGGUAUUACAAAGUGUGACAAUUUUAUUACAAAGUGCGACAGGUAUUACAAAGUGCGACGAUUAUUACAAAGUGCGACAGUACACUCCACCCCACCACUAACCUUAAAUCCUGCUUUCCUGACCCCUCCUCCCACAGUAGAAACCCCAUCACAAGGCCCGAAGCGCAAAAGGCGUCGGAUUCAAUUUGUAAAUUAUUUGGAUGAUCAUAAUGCUCAUGGCAAACAGAGGAAACGAACUCGGCAUAAGAAAUUUCGAGUUAGACCUUACAAGUACUCCAUGGGCGAAGAAGAUGAUUAA